Trametes versicolor FP-101664 SS1 is the source of this 747-nucleotide messenger RNA. RefSeq lists its product as uncharacterized. The transcript is spliced from 5 exons. The record is from RefSeq and is a predicted model, not a curated record. NCBI's taxonomy places the organism in Eukaryota, Fungi, Basidiomycota, Agaricomycetes, Polyporales, Polyporaceae. Bases 1 to 747 code for a protein of 248 amino acids. Gene Ontology annotation, molecular function: heme binding; oxygen binding.
AUGUCGGAGAAGUCCUCCAGCAGCCCCGUUCCGAGCUCCUCACACUCGCCGACCGCGACGGAAACGUCCCAAACGCCAUUGCACUCCUCAUCUUCGCACACGGACUACGGCGGCCAAAGUUCCUGCCCGGUGUUCACACAAGAGGUCGACCCGCUUCUCAUCAAGACGUCGCUCGAAGACCGCAUCGCCUACCUGACGGACUUCCUCGGCUUCACCUCCCGCGACGCGGACCUCAUCAGCAAGAUUGCGCCGUCCGUGCACGAUGCCAUCCCGGCCAUGGUCGACGGGAUGUAUGCGAAACUCUUUGAGUUUGACAUCACGAAGAAGGUGUUCAUGACACGGAAUCAGGGCUUCGACGGGCCCCUCCCACAAACGCUGGAGGAGCUAAGUUUGGACAGCGCCCAGAUCGUCUUCCGGAAGGUGUUCAUGAAAGCGUGGGCGCGCCGCGUGCUCACGUCGGAUUACUCGAAUGGCAAGACAUGGGCGUACAUGGACAAGGUUGGCAUCAUGCACACUGGUGCUUCGCCAUUCAAGCAUCAACGCACGAUGGGGAUCGCCCCGCUGAACGUACCAUACCGCGAUAUCGCGUUGAUGCUGGGGUGGAUCCAAACGGUGCUUCACUCGGCUAUCCUCCAGAUUCCGGAGGACAAGUGUCCUGCGUCGGAGAAGAUCGAGGCGGUGGCUGCGAUCAAUAAGGUUCUCUGGAUCCAAAACGACCUCUUCUCGCGCCACUAUAUCGGUGAUUGA